AUGGUUACCUCUCUAAUCGCUUCACGUAAACCAGAAUAUUUUCAUGGAUCAUGUAGUUACUGUAAAAGGAAAGUUGAAUUUCGGAUUCCCACUACACCCAUAAAUAUAGUUAAUGUUGAAUGCUAUUCUUGCAAACAAAAAACCACUUUCGAUAUAAGUUCUGAGUUUACCAACGGGACAACCACAAACUCGAAUAUUGGAAGUGGUUCUAAAAAAUCGAGAAGACUUGGAACAGCUCAAGAACCUUUAGAAACAGAAUAUUACGAAGUGCUUGGAGUAUCACCAACUGCUUCCAGUAGUGAAAUCAAAAAACAAUAUUAUAAACUUGCACUACAAUUCCAUCCAGAUAAAAACAAAGCACCUGACGCAGAACAACGGUUCAAAAAAAUAUCAGAUGCAUAUCAAGUACUGUCUAACCCUGAAUUAAGGAGAAAGUAUAAUGAAUUUGGUAAAAAAAAUGAUAUCGAACCAGAGGGUGGUUUUGUAAAUCCGGAAGAUUUCUUUAAACAACAAUUCGGUGGCGACCGUUUUGUAGAUAUAAUUGGUGAAAUUUCUAUUGGCAGGGACAUGAAAGAAGUUUUACAACAUACAAUUGAUGAGGAAGAUCUUACGGAAGAAGAAAAAGCACAACGAGAAUCAAACAAAGUAAACCAAGAAGACGAGCGCGAAACAAUUCGGCAACAACGUAUCGAUAAGUUGGUGGCAAACUUAAUACACAAAUUAUCUUUGUAUGUUGAAGGAUAUGAAAAUAAUAAUAAUUCUGCUGAAGAAUUCAGAGAUUUAAUUGAAAGUGAAGCAGAUGAACUUAAAGCCGAAUCUUACGGUGUAGAGCUAUUACAUGCGAUCGGAUUUACUUAUUCGCUAAAAGCCAAACAAUAUUUAGGUUCCGAGCAAAUUUUCGGUUUACCACGUUUUGGACAUAUUCUUAGAGAGAAAGGCCAUGUGUUCUCUGAAACAAUUUCAACUUUACGAUCAGCCAUUGAUUUGCAACAAUCUUUUAAGGAAUUGCAGAAAGCUGAACAAGAAGGAUUGGAUGAAUCUGAAAAGACCAAAUUAGAGGAAGCAACAACAGCAAAGGGAUUGACGGCUUUAUGGAAAGGAUCAAAACUAGAAGUAGAAGGUGUUUUAAGAGAAGUAUGUGACCGUGUGUUGUCUGAUCCAUCCGUAUCUAAGAAAGUAGCGCGAAAACGUGCUGAAGGACUAAAAAUUAUAGGUUCAGUAUACGAACAUGUUAAAGGAGAUGAUAACGUUUAG
Messenger RNA from Diversispora eburnea, 1254 nucleotides. The record is from the annotation of a GenBank genome assembly. Lineage: Eukaryota; Fungi; Glomeromycota; Glomeromycetes; Diversisporales; Diversisporaceae.